Tetrapisispora phaffii CBS 4417 is the source of this 2565-nucleotide messenger RNA. It is a transcript of the gene SAP1, whose product is annotated as putative AAA family ATPase SAP1. The record is from RefSeq and is a predicted model, not a curated record. Lineage: Eukaryota; Fungi; Ascomycota; Saccharomycetes; Saccharomycetales; Saccharomycetaceae. Bases 1 to 2565 code for a protein of 854 amino acids. Gene Ontology annotation, molecular function: ATP binding; ATP hydrolysis activity. The transcript has a single exon.
AUGGACGGUUCAAAUUACAAUAGCAUACUCUCGAAAUGGAGUCGUAAUAGAAAGAAACCACAACCUUUAACUGAUCUGACUUCACUUUAUAGCAAAGUUGCAAAUGAAUCUAUAUACUACUUAAAGUUAGAAGAACAUAACGACCUUCAAAAAGCAUUACAAGGAUGGAAAGCUCUCAACACGGAUGUAUUAUAUCAACUCACAAUCAUUGACCACACUUACCCAAAUACCCAGAAUUAUACAAAGGAUGAACUUAGUUUGAAAAGUGGAGUUAGAGAAUUGUAUCACAAAGCUUCUUCUCAUCUGGAACGUGUUCAGAAUAAAGUAAAUGAAAUGAAUAAAGACAAAAGAUCCAGUUUUGAUGCAAGAGCUUCCACUUCUCAAGGGACACAAACACACGCCGAUAGAAGUAAUAGUAUUAAAUCCAGUCAUUCACUAUCACCAGCAUCUUCUCUAGUGAAGAAACCAUAUGUAUUAUCUGCACCAAAUUUGCAUAACCAUUCAAACAAUAUGGCUAGAACUUUAAGAAAUGGGAAAGAGAAAUAUCAUAAAAAUCCAAUACAACACACAUCAUAUAAGAUAUCGGCUCCUAUAUUACCACGAAGCUCAAGUCCUUCAAAUGGAAACGUUAAAAUAUCAAAACCAUUAGAACUACAAAAUCAACUAUAUUCCAACAUCAGUAAUAAUAGCAUAUCCAGUGCAGAUAAUGAAAAUGAGAUAAAUCAACCUAUAUUGUCAAGAACUAAUAGAAUUCAAAGUGGCUCCGAAAAAGUAUUGAUAGACUUAACAUCUGAAUCAUCCGAAGAAGAAAAUACUACUACCGACGAUAGCCAAAACGAUACCAGUUUCGAAAUUGAAAGUUAUUAUGACAGUUAUUUAAGCUUUGAAAAAAGAGAUAUAGAGAGAUUGAAGACAUUAGAACAGUUAUCUAGCACAGAAGAGUCUUUAUCAAAGCUGUCCUUAAAUUCUACACCAUUAAUUCCUUCAAAUACUUUCAAACAAGAAAAACCACUGCGAAAACCAUUAGAUAAACCAAAAUUAACAACGACGACAGGGCAGGUUAAAAAAACCAUUAAAAAAAGUAACAUGGUUAAAGAAAAAGUAAAUAAAUCAACAUCUGUUUUACCAGAUAAGCCAAAAAAAAUUACGAAUUCAAAACUUCCCGUAUCUACAUCUGUAGACUCACUGCCUAAUAAACAGUUAUCUGUAACAAAAAUUAAAGAUUUAAAUAAGCCAGUAACUUCCACACGUCAAAAGUUAGUUGGUAAAAUCAAUGUUGCAUCUGCGCGACCUUCAAUUCCUAGCGUGAAAUCUCAAAAUUCACCACUACUGUCAUCUCAAUCAAUAGCAAAAGAUAGAUCUAAUAGUGUUGAUAUCAAAACUGUUAAAUCACGAUCCAAGGCACCUAGAACAAAACGACUUAAAUCUCCUAUUAAUAAAAUGCCAAAAGGUUCCAAUACUCAAACGACCAGUGACUUAAGUAAGAAAAAUUCAUCAAAAGUUGCCUCACCACCAUCAAAUAUUGUGAAGAAGAACAUCAAAAAGAAUGUUUCAAAUGAAAGUUUACAUAUUACCGAAGAAAUUCCGGAUGAAGUGGAGCUCACUAAGGAAAAAUUAGAAGAUGAUAUAAUUGACUCGUUACAAGGCGUUGAUAAAGGUGCUGCGAAACAAAUAUUCUCUGAAAUUGUUGUCAAGGGAGACGAAGUUCAUUGGCAAGAUGUUAUAGGGCUUGAGGCCGCGAAAGCUUCGUUGAAGGAAGCAGUAGUUUAUCCAUUUUUACGCCCAGAUUUGUUCCGCGGUCUGAGAGAACCAGUGAGGGGUAUGUUAUUGUUUGGCCCGCCUGGUACUGGUAAAACAAUGAUUGCCAGAGCGGUAGCAACUGAAUCCAAUUCUACUUUUUUCUCUAUUAGUGCGUCUAGUUUAACCUCCAAAUAUCUAGGGGAAAGUGAAAAAUUAGUUAGAGCAUUGUUUGCAGUAGCUAAAAAAUUAGCUCCUUCAAUUAUAUUUAUUGAUGAAAUUGAUUCAAUCAUGGGUAGCAGAGAUGGAGAUGGUGAAAAUGAAUCAAGUCGUAGAAUAAAAAAUGAAUUCUUAGUCCAAUGGUCAUCACUUUCUAGCGCAGCUGCCAAUAGGGAUUCACAAUCCGAUGAUGAGAGAGUUCUACUGCUAGCGGCAACAAAUUUGCCAUGGAGUAUUGAUGAAGCUGCAAGAAGAAGAUUUGUUAGACGUCAAUAUAUUCCGUUACCAGAGGAUGAAACACGUAAAGCACAUUUGAAGAAACUUUUGUCUCACCAACGGUUUGAGAUGUCAGAUGAAGAUUUUGAUAAUUUAGUUUGUCUUACGGAAGGUUUCUCAGGCAGUGACAUAACAUCAUUAGCAAAGGAUGCUGCUAUGGGCCCGCUUAGAGAGUUGGGUGAGAAGUUAUUGGAUACACCAAGAGAUCGAAUUAGAGCUAUCACAAUAAAGGACUUUACUGCUAGUCUUGAAUAUAUAAAACCAUCAGUUUCACAGGAGGGGCUCCAAAGAUAUGCUGAAUGGUCUACUAAGUUUGGCUCUUCCGGUGUGUAA